CCUGUCGUCACGAAUCUACUUUUACCAACCAAGACUUUACCUCUUGCAUGAUUCAUGUUAUUGUACUAUUUUACAAACACACGCAAGGCAUAGCUUUACAUCAUGGACCUCCUUCAAAUUAUUGGCUUUAUUAUACUAUUUCUUCUCGCUUUGUACUGGCUGGGUACCUACAAGUUUGCAGCUAUCAAGUCCCUCAACAUCCCUGGCUCAAAACCUUGGCCCUUUGUCGGUAACAUCCCAGAUAUUUGGAGAUAUGGCGGUGUAUUUGAUUUCUAUUUUGAGUACCGAAAACGAUACGGAAAGGUGUUCUAUGUUUGCUUCGGACAAGAAACCUCCAUAGUUGUCGCUGAUCCUGAUUUACUAAAGUUGAUUACAGUCAAGGAGUUUCAUAAAUUUAGAAACCGCUCAGAAUUGAAAGUGCCUCCACCAAACAAUCUUGGUGUUGCAAUGGCAACUGACAGCGACUGGAAACGUAUUCGAUCUACAUUGACUCCGACAUUCAGUGGUUCAAAGAUUAAACAAAUGGUGCCAAUCGUGCAGGAAUCGUGUGAUGUCUUGAUCAGUAAAUUUCGUAAGGAAGCUGACUCAGGAAAGACCGUCAACAUCAACGAAUUCUGCCAACAGUAUGUCUUAGAAACCUUGAUGUCCAGUGCAUUUGGAAUGGAAACGAAUGUUCAGACMRAACCCAACAAGGAAUUGGUUGACACUGUUAGCAAGAUGUUCACAAAUAUCUUCUUUGUAAAGAUAAUUAUACAAUCUCUCCCAUUCUAUUCCCAAUUAUUUAGCCUACUGAUGUACAUUUCUACAGCGUUACUUCCUACCAACUACCUGAAUGACAUCGCACACCAAAUAAUCAAUCAGAGAAAGAAACACGGUACUGACGUCGGGAGAAAAGACUUGCUACACUUGAUGUUGACAACUAAGGAUAACGAAGGCAACCGAAUGCUGACUGACGGCGAGAUAUCUGCACAGUCGGUAACUUUUUUGGCGGCUGGUCUUCACACUACUAGUAUGGCAUUAAGAUUCACUCUCUACCAACUUGCACAAUUUCMYGAAUUGCAAGAAAAGUUGUACGACGAAGUGGACGGCGCUUUUCAAACAAAUCCUGAUAAACCGAUCUAUGAUUUGGUCCAAGAGAUGGAGUACCUCGACUGCUUCUACAACGAAGUGWUGCGCACAAUGUUUAAACARAAUGUGCAGUUCACGCGUGARUGCAGCGAAUCGUGCACACUUAAUGGCGUUCAUUUUCCAGUUGGCACACCUGUGAUAUUAUCUUUUUCUCUCAUGCAUUUUGAUGCCGAUUUCUGGACAGAACCAUUCAAAUUUGACCCUGAAAGAUUCCGUGGACCMGAAAAAGAGAARCGWCAUCCUAAUGUGUUCAAUGCUUUCGGUGCUGGCCCUCGCAACUGUAUUGGAAUGCGUUUGGCGCAGAUGGAAAUCAAAAUCACAAUCGCUCGUCUUGUGAAGGAGCUGAGGUUCAUGUUGUCACCAGAGGCUAAAUAUCAGCUGAAUGACUUCACACCAGAGCUGGUUGAGCUGAGAGUUGAACAACGACAAAAGACAACAGGAGGAGCCGACGAAGCUGACGCAGGAAAUGCAAUCAACAUCAACCAGUUCUGUCAACAGUAUGUCUURGAAAUGGUGAUGUCUAUUGCAUUUGGAAUGGAAAUAAACGUCCAAACCCAACCCCAAAAGGAACUGACCGACAACGUGRAAAAGCUCUUGACCACUGGCGUCGUCAUGAAUAUGAUUUUACAGUCUCUACCAUUCUAUUCCCACGUUAAAAGGCUUCUUGGUCAUGUUAAAAAGACGGCUUUGCCUUACCAGUUUGUGUUCAAAAUCGCAAGCCAAAUAAUUGAUCAAAGAAAGAAACGAGGUAUUGACAUCGGAAGAAAGGACCUUUUACACUUGAUGUUAACGACCAAGGAUAGUGAAGGCCACCGAAUGCUGACAGACGAUGAGAUAUCUGCACAGUCGGUAUCGUUUCUGACAGCGGGUCUUCACUCCACCGGUUGUCUAUUGAAAAACGCUCUUUAUCUCCUUGCACGAUUUMCUGACGUACAAGAAAAGUUGCACGACGAACUUGAAAGCGCUUUUCAAGCAAAUCCUGACAAACCGAUCUAUGACUUGGUUCAAGAAAUGGAGUAUUUCAACUGUUUCUACAACGAAUUGUUGAGAGCAGGAGGGAACAGAAAGGCAUCCCUAUCCCUAUCCACCAUGCGUCAGUGCGCUGAAUCUUGCACGCUCAAUGGCAUCUUCUUUCCAGCCGGAAUACCAGUGCUAUUAUCCUACCAUCUCAUUCAUCAUGACCCUGAUUUCUGGAAAGAGCCAUUCAAGUUUGACCCUGAAAGAUUUCGUGGACCGGAAAAGGAGCAACGACAGCCCAAUGUGUUCAACCCUUUCGGGAUGGGCCCUCGCAACUGCAUUGGAAUGCGUUUGGCACAGUUAAAAAUCAGGAUUACAAUCGCUCGUCUUGUGAGGGAGGUGAGGUUCAUGUUGUCACCAGAGGCUAAAUAUCAGCAGAAUGACCUACCUCCAGAACUUGUUGAGCUUAGAGUUGAACGCCGGCUCAAAAAGUAAAUGUAGCACUGAUUUCUCCAUCUCUGGAUUUGUAAACUCAUGAUACUAUUUACUCAGUUUUAACAAUAGCUUCUCUUGAAUGCAUAAACGUAUCUUGGAUCUGGGACAACAGUUAUUCUUGGUUGAUAGGCAUCAUGGGUACCAAAAUGUUUAUAGCUGAGUAGAGCAGAGUCACAUGAACCAUGAAAUAAGAACU
This is a messenger RNA of Exaiptasia diaphana, 2776 nucleotides long. Its product is annotated as cytochrome P450 3A4. The transcript is spliced from 7 exons. NCBI's taxonomy places the organism in Eukaryota, Metazoa, Cnidaria, Anthozoa, Actiniaria, Aiptasiidae. The coding region runs from base 103 to 2580 and encodes 825 amino acids. Gene Ontology annotation, molecular function: oxidoreductase activity, acting on paired donors, with incorporation or reduction of molecular oxygen; iron ion binding; heme binding. The record is from RefSeq and is a predicted model, not a curated record.